This is a messenger RNA of Trematomus bernacchii (emerald rockcod), 5191 nucleotides long. It is a transcript of the gene sall4, whose product is annotated as spalt-like transcription factor 4. Gene Ontology annotation, cellular component: nucleus. The transcript has 4 exons. Bases 392 to 3652 code for a protein of 1086 amino acids. Lineage: Eukaryota; Metazoa; Chordata; Actinopteri; Perciformes; Nototheniidae. The record is from RefSeq and is a predicted model, not a curated record. Gene Ontology annotation, biological process: regulation of transcription by RNA polymerase II. Gene Ontology annotation, molecular function: RNA polymerase II cis-regulatory region sequence-specific DNA binding; DNA-binding transcription factor activity, RNA polymerase II-specific.
UAAGAUCAUGUUGUUUGACUGAUCUUUAUGUCGCUUGAGUUUGUCGGUGACAAUAUUUUUUUUUUUCGGGAACAAGGGAGAGAGCGAUGAGUUGGGUGUUAUUAACCCUGCCUCCAUCCCCAGCCCGGCCACUCGCAGAGCUCCUCCCGCCCCCUCCCGGCUCCGCGCUCCGCUCAUCAAUAGGGAGCACAUUUGAAUAAUGUGUGAGCACUUGGACUGGAGCCAAUCAGCUGUCAGAGGACCGUGAUGAAUCGCAAUGCAUUAUUGAUAAUAAUAAUUACGUUGACAUGCGCAUUUCUACUUGAGGGGGACUAAUUUGCCAAGCAGAAGAAAUUUGUAGAAGAAGGAGAGGAAAUAUUGUUGGCAACUCUUUGCUCCUGAUGGUUGCAUCAUGUCGAGGCGCAAGCAAGCCAAACCGCAGCACAUCAACUCCGACGAGCCCGGUGCGUUAGAGAAUGGAAUUCCUCCUGAUGAUCAAGUUGAGGAGAUUGGAAAUGAAGGGAAAAGGAUCAGAAUGGACGACACCAGGGUCUGCAAAAAGUGUUGUGCCGAAUUCUUCGAUGAAGAAGAAUAUAUUGAGCAUGAGAAAAAAUGCACAAAAAAACCGCAAGGGCUCAUCCUGAAAAAUGGAGAUGGCAAUGGAGUGCCUGAGGGAUAUUUACAAGGCUCCCCCGACGACCUUAUGAGUGACCAGGACGACAGCCAGUCCAGCAGCCAAUCCCCAUUAAAUGCCAAUCCAGACCAGCUGCAAAGAACAGAGGACGAGUCCAACAUGAACGCAGAGGACUCGGGACAGCAUGAUCAGACGGGGAUGCCUACUAGCCCUGAGAUGAAUUAUCAUCACUCGCUCAAAAUGCAAGAUACAAAUGUCACUCUUGAAACCAUGGCAGACACCAAAGUGGCGGUCUCCCAACAUUAUUCCAAUAAUACAGCUCUGAUCUCAUCACAGGAAGCCAUACAAGCCAUCCCGAUGAUCUUGGAACAGUUAGUUUGCCUUCAGCAACAGCAGCUACAGCAAAUCCAGAUCACAGAACAGAUUAGAAUCCAAGUAUCCAUGAUGACUCCAAACUGUCUGCAGUCAUCGGUAGGGGCAGUAAUGGACCCUCUGAAAGCCCUUGGCGCACAUCUCUCUCAGCAGUUGUCAGCUGCAGCUGCUCUGAUAGGAAAAAGGACAGGCAGUCAAAGCCUUUCUAUGGAGGCAAUGAAGCUAGGUAAAUUAACUCUGCCAGUUGGCAUCCAUCCCUGUCUACCUGAAGCAGUGGAAUCUUUUACUUCUAAAACUGACCUUUUGAAAGCAAUCCCAGAUCUGGCUAGCCGUUUACCAGGACAACUUCCACAGUCACCAGUUGUCAUGGGUUUCACUAACGGCUCCAACGGUAUCCAAGCCGACAUUGAGUCCUCUAAAAAAAUGAAGCCGGCGAUGCCGAUUGUCCCUCCAGAACCAAAGAAUGGCGACUCGGCAUACAGGCACAAGUGUAAGUACUGCGGAAAGUCAUUUGGCAAUGACAGUGCUCUCCAGAUUCACUUGCGUUCUCACACCGGCGAGAGGCCUUUCAAGUGUAAUAUUUGCGGCAACCGCUUCACAACCAAAGGAAACCUCAAAGUGCAUUUCCAGAGGCAUAGAGACAAGUAUCCUAACAUCGGCAUGAACCCACAUCCUGUGCCCGAGCACCUUGACAACAUCCCCACCACCAGUGGCAUUCCCUAUGGCAUGUCUAUGCCCAUGGACGAGUCAAAUAUGACCGACAUUAAGCCUAUGUUGCCUCAGCCAGCUGCUGGCUUCCAACAGUCACCUGUACCAUCAUUGAAGACAUUUGACAGCUACGCAGGGGACCCAUUUCCCCAGAGACCUUCCCCAUCAACAAGCGACAUCUCCCCAACCAUUUCCUCUCAUGUGUUCGGACAAGAAACAGCAGUGGAUCUGCAUCAGAAGGAUACUAAAGAACUGAUGGGCGCCCUGCAUCAUAUGAACAGUAAUUCCCUUAUAGGUGAACAAAGCUCUGGAACUGCAAAACUUCAGCAGAUGGUGGAUGGCCUGGAGAAGAGGACCAACGACCCCAACGAGUGUGUCAUCUGCCAUAGAGUCCUCAGUUGCCAGAGCUCGCUCAAAAUGCAUUACCGCACACACACCGGCGAGAGACCCUACAAGUGCAAAAUCUGUGGACGCGCAUUCUCCACCAAGGGUAACCUUAAAGCCCAUUACGGAGUGCACAGGGCUAACUCUCCUCUUAAAAUGCAGCACUCGUGUCCCAUCUGCCAGAAGAAGUUCACAAAUGCUGUGGUUCUGCAGCAGCACAUCCGCAUGCACAUGGGUGGGCAGAUCCCUAACACCCCUAUGCCAGAAACCCCGUUUGAAGCAGCAGAAGCCAUGGAAUUAUCUCUGUCGGAGGAGAACUCUACAGAUAUCCUUGGUUUUGAAGCAAGCUUGGAAGAUCCCGAGCCAGAGCUGAACUCCCAGAAACCAGACGACACCUCAGAUUCCCUCCCGCCCGCCUCUGAGGAACCACCACAGAAUCAGACUCCCCCCAUCCUGUUUUCGAGCCUUGAAGUUUUAAAGAGUCUGACCUCGGCUCUUGAAUUGAAACGACAGAGCAGCACCGCUUCGGAGAGUGAGGGACCAUCCCUACCUCCUCCCAGAGAGCAGGAGUAUCAGAACGGCCGCAGCCCUGCCAUUUCUGACCAUUCGGCCAUGUCCUAUCACUCAUCUUCCCCACUAAACAACAACACAAAUUGUAGCAAAUCUCCUGAGGCUCCCAGUAAUGAAUUUGCCCACAGUUCUUCUAGACCAGAGGGUGAUGGCGGUGCUCAAGGUGGCACUGAGUCAAGUGGAGCUCUUGACCUCACAUCUUCCAGCAGCUUCACCCCCAAAGCAAUCAAAGAGGAACCUGGCAUGCCAUACACAAAUGGAGACUAUGUAUCUGGCAACAUGUUCAUGAGGAUGCCAUCAAGUCUGGAUAGUCUGGAGAUGAAGCUUUCUUCAGAGAAUCCGUUGGGCCCUCACGGUUUGUUCAGCUCCCAUAUGCCUCAGGGAACCGCCAUGCCCUCGUCCAUCUCCAGCGCACCUCGACGAUCAUCCAAACAACACAUUUGUCAUGUCUGCUGCAAGAACUUCUCAUCUGCCAGCGCCUUGCAGAUCCACGAGCGCACUCAUACAGGGGAGAAGCCAUUUGCCUGCAAUAUCUGUGGCAGGGCUUUCACCACCAAGGGAAACUUAAAGGUACACAUCGGCACUCACAUGUGGAACAACACGUCGCGGCGUGGCCAGCGCCUGUCUCUGGAUAAUCCCAUGGCGCUGAUGGCAAUGAGCUCCGAGGCAAAGAUGAUUCCAGAAAUGAUGCAGGCCCCCAAAGACCUGGGUCCUCCACCAAUGAACUUUGAACAGUCUCUGUGGAACCAGUAUGCUGCUGCCUUCAGUGGAGGCCUGGCCAUGAAGACCAACGAGAUCUCUGUCAUCCAAGGGGGUGGCAUCCCCCUUCCAGGGAGCCCUGCUGGUGGGCCUCUGAUUGGCUCCACUGGGGGCCUCAUGAAGAUGGAUGGAUCCCACUCGGGCUUGCCUGGCUCAAUGGCCGAAAUGGAGAAGAACGGCUCCAGCAGCGUGCCAAAAUUGCAGUUCCAACAUUUCAUGGAGGAGGGUAAAAUUGCAGUUAACUAGGCUUUUUUCUUAGCCUUUACUCAAUUUACCAAAUGAACUCAGUUUUUGAAUGUCUCCCUUUUUUGAAUGAGGUACAAUCAAUAUUCAGUGAGAAUCUGCUAGAUAGGUUGAAUGUUUCCUGUAAUUUCAUUGCAGCGGUCUCUCUCCUCAUCUGAAUGAUUCUCAAGUGUUUUUUGUUUUUUUUGUUGGAAUUGAUAUAACUACUGUAGUUGUAUUUUAUUUGAUAUAAAUAUAUAUGCGGGUAUUUUUCCUGUGACUUUUGUUUUGCUGUCUAUCCAGAAGUUUGAAUGUACAACUUACUUGAAACUGCUUUAAUUCAGACUGUCUCCUUGAUACUUUGUGAAGGAUUUUGACUUUAAUAGGAAGUUUCAGGGCAUGAAUUUUUAAAGGAAACCGUGUAUCACUGUUCAGAAAUAUUGGUGUAGUUAACCGUAUAUAUCUAGAAUGACUACUUUAACUCAUUGUGUGCCAAAGGUUUUAUGACAUUGUUCAUUUUUGUAGUGGUAAAUGUCAUUAGCUGGUCUCAUUUUGAAAGGGCUUUUGAUCAGACUGACUUAUUCCAGUGUCUUGUCCAUUAAAUCAAGGUGCAACAGUUCACUCAUCUAUUUUGGAUCUCAUUUAAUACAAAAUAGGCUUUCAUUAUUGUUGUCAGUGCUAAGAUAGGUAAUGAUUUCAAGCUUUUGUCAAGUGCCUAUACUUGUUUAUUGUUGCUGUGUCUUUGACUGAACAAUAAGGUUGUAAUUGAGGCUCAUACUGAUACAUUUAUGUGUUGCACCGUUUAAUAAUAUAGCAUUGUAUUUCAUAUUUUCAUCAACAAAAGUAACAUAUUCCACUUGUAAAUCUGAAGAUUCAAAUUUAGUUGGCUGAGUUCUGAAGGCUUCUAUAUGGUCGAUGUUCUCAUGCCUGCACUUUAUAUCAGGUUUUAGUCACAUUUACAUUUUUAUAGUUACAUUUCACUGCUUUUAUUGUGAUGGCUAAGAGGGGAAAAGGCUAAUCAACAAUUUAGUUAACUUUUCCUUCCUGUCAAUUUUGUGUGUUACAACCAUUGAGUGUAAUUGUCAGACUCAUUUUUUUCGUAUCAACUUGUAGCAUCAUUAAUUUAUUUAUAAUUCACAAAAUGCUUGAGGUUAGGGGGUAAGUUCUACCUCGUUUAGAUUUUAGUUGUCCUCCGUGCCCCCUUCUCUCAACGCAAUGCGCUGUAUGUUUUCUGAUACAUUCUCGAGUACAUGAUGAGAUUUUCAUUCUCAACCUGCUGAGUUGAACAGUAAUGAAUGUAUCACUGGACACUUUACACAACUCAGAAUGGUCAGAGUACUUUGUAGGCCCCUGCUGUACAUUCCUUAUCGAUAUGCAUUUGCCAAGUUGUGCCUUUCUUUAGCAAACCAUGUCAAAACUGCUUUCAGGUUGGUCUCUACAAUUAAAGUGAUGUUGAGCCAAUUUGGCCUGUUUACAAUGUAAAUGUUUUUUGUUUUUCAAAUGUUUCCUACACCUUAAUAUUUUCUGAUUUUGAAAAAUAAAAUCAGGUUGACUUUUUCAAUA